AUGGAGUGGGAGGAAGUGACGGAUUUUGAACAAAUCCAAUACCAAAAAGGAUACGACGAGGGAACGGCUGUGGGACAUCAGCAAGGGUACGAGGAGGCCUUUCUAUUUGGCUUAGAACAUGCGUACGAAAAGUUUCUCUUGAUCGGUGAAAUUUAUGGACGUGUCUGUGUUUGGCUACAGGACGAGAAUGUCAGACAACCGAAAGUGAAAAAGGCAAAAAAGCAUUUGGAACAGUUGAAAACACUUUUAGACGCUUUGCCGUUCCACAAUGAACACGAAAAUACAGAAGCAGGUUUCGACGCCUACUGGAAUCGAAUCACCGCGAAAACAAAAGUUGUUUCAAGCCUUCUAGGGAUUAGAAUCUUGCCGCUGGAUGCAGAACAAGACAAUGACGGCUUUGAAUAA
Molecule: messenger RNA, 405 nt
Organism: Schizosaccharomyces osmophilus
Lineage: Eukaryota; Fungi; Ascomycota; Schizosaccharomycetes; Schizosaccharomycetales; Schizosaccharomycetaceae
Gene: lto1
Product: CIA machinery involved in ribosome biogenesis protein Lto1
Exons: 1
Coding region: 1-405 (134 amino acids)
Source: RefSeq, a predicted model, not a curated record